AUGCGUAGUCCCGCAGAGUUUAAACGUUUCAUUAAAGGAACCCAACUCUUAUAUGGAAGAAGAAGAAGAAGAAGAAGAAGUGUGGAUAAAGGAGACAGAAAAAUAACAAAGGAUGUCAUGCAUAAAAUUCUUACUACAACUGGACUUGUAGUGCCUAUUGGUGCACCAAUUUGCACAAACUGCAGAAAAGAGUUGUCAGUUAAACCAGUAGAGACUAUUUGCCAUGAAUCUUAUGCAGUAAAUUGUUUUUCUGAUGCUGAUAGUGAAAGCCAGCCAAUAUUCAGCCAACACUCUGAGGCUUCUGUGUGUGGCAUUUGGAAACUUGAGAAGCUUAAUGCUUAUCUUGAAAUAACAAAUGUUUCUCCAGUAAAAGAAAAGACAACACCAUUAAUUACUUCCUGUGAGAAAACAAGAAAGAAGUGUCUAUCCAAAGCAUUGGAGUGCCUUACUGCUAUUUGCAGCACAAUAUGCCUAGGUGAAGGGGAAGAAUUGGAAACCAAGGUUUUACAGGCAAAACAAACUCUUCUUAAUGAAAAGAUUACAACAUUAGACAGAACUUUUGGAGAGAUUAAGGAAUUAUUACCUAAUGUGUCAGCCUGGAAGUUCAAUAAAGCCAAGCACCAUACAAAUGAUGUUGGAUGUGGUAUGCCAGUUGCACUUGACAAACAAUGUAGGAACAGGGUAGACAAUGAAAAACUUGAACAUUUUAUUGACUACAUACUGUCAUCUAACAUUAUAAAGGAUUUGCCUUAUGGGACAAAGACCAUGAAACUUUCUUCAGGAGAGAUUGUUGAAGUUCCAUACCUCAUUAGAAGCCUAGCACCAUCUUUACUGAUAACACAGUACACACAAUACUGUGAAGCAGUAGAUAUCAAAUCAUUAGGAUCCUUAACAUUAUACAAGAUUUUAAAUGACUGUUCUGCAUCUGUACGAAAAUGUAUAGAGGGGUUACGCUACUAUGUGGCUGAGGGAGGAAGAUCUUUCCUAGACCUGGAAAACAUUAUAGAAAAAUUAGAGAUCACUGAUGAGAGAAAGAAACAGAUGAUUUCAUGUCUUCUUAGUGGUAAAAGCUAUCUAAAGUCAGACUUUAAGGUUCACAUAGAGGCUGAAUCAAAUAUAGCAGAUCAUUGCAGACUUUUUGCAUUGAGUGAAGGUGAAGAGCAGUGUGGUCACAGUCAUACAGAAAUUUGUCUGCAAUGCAGAAAUCUUGAUGAAAUCUUGAAUGAAAUUUCCACCAUUGUUCAGAGUGUCAACUGGGAAAACAAAGAUGCAGUACUUUUUCAGGUUGAGUCAGCUGUUGAUAGCAUUACAGACUGGAAAGCCCAUAUAAUGAGAUCACGAAACCAAGAAGAUGCAAGGUUAGAUCUUGUACGAGAUUUGAAAAACGGACAAGUUUUAGUGACGUGUGAUUGGGCAAUGAAGAUGUUGCCAAGAAAGUAUAUGGAGGGUCAAACCGACUGGUUUGCAAAGAGAGGCAUGAACUGGCACAUAGCCGUGUCAGUUUUUAAAGAACAGGGAUGCAUCAAAAACUUCACACAUGUGCAUAUAUUUUCAGCUCAGAUAUCUCAAGAUUCCCCCAUAACAUCGACACUGUUGCUGAUCUUCAUACCUUGAUACCAGAUAUUCAAGAAAUCCACAUAUAUUCAGACAAUGCAGGAUGCUAUAAAAACACAUUAAUGAUGGCUUAACUCAGAAGAGAUGUUGGCAAUAAAAUAAAAUCGUACAACUUUUCAGAAGCUCAGGAUGGCAAAGUGAUCGUAGAGCCUCCCAUAUUAAGUCAGUUAUCAAGCGAUACAUAAAUGAAGGUCAUGAUGUUACUUCAGCUGAAGAAAUGAAAGUAGCCAUAGAUGCAAGACAAAAUGGUCAAUUUAGAAUUAAAGUUGUGGACACUGUAACCGUUACCGAUGGUGAAAAAAACAAUACCAAAUCAAUUGCAGGAAUUACCCAACUCCAUAACUUCCAAUUUGAGUCUGAUGGAUUGAAAGUAUGGAAAGCGUACAAAAUAGGAAAAGGACAACUUAUUCCCUGGAAAUCUCUUGGGUCUCCACCUAAGCCAGCUGAACUUCUCAUCAAAUUGAACUGGACAAAUGAGGAAACUGUCAGCAGAUCUUUGAGUACUGAAGCACUGAGGAAAGAAACAAGAAUUUGUAUCUAUAAAUCCUUGAUGGAAAUGAGGCCAAGGACAAUGGACAUGACAAACAAUUAACUUAAUAACAUAAGGAUUUUAUCCAAACCACUGGAUCCAACUAAAUGUUGUCCGAGAUAUACUACAAGGAGUGUGAUUAUGAAGUACUGGGAAUGAAGAAGUGAAACUAUUUCAGAAAAUCAAAGACAUAGAAAAAAUCUUUGUUUGACAAAAUGGAGAGGCGUAAAGAAGGCUAUUUCUUCCCAAUAAAUGACGGAAUUCUAACACCUGAUGAAAAAAGCAGAGGAAUUUUCAACAUCAAAACAGGUUACCAAGUCAAAUUAAAGUUGUCUUUAAUGGAAGGAAAUGUUGGUUUUGGUUGGGUUAGACAGAAUUCAUUCUUUAGAGGGAAAACAUGGAGGUUUUAUUUCCUGACAUCAGAAGAUGCAACAACAACAUCAACAAUAGGUGUGACAUCAGUAUCACCCCUCAAAGUUAAUCCAACAAUUGAAGUAACCGAUUGUUCUGACGAUAAUAGAAGACAGGGAGAUAAUCCAUGUGUUGCAGCCCAAGAAAAGGACAAGCAUGAAAACACAGAAAAGAAAGAACAAAAAGAUGCAGUUGUAAUACCUAUGACCCUGAAACUUAUUGAUGAAUGUAUUCACGAGAUUAGACUUGAAGAAAAUAUAUUGGGAAUUUGAAAUAAAAAAAAAACAAUUAAAAGAAUGUUUGAAUUUAAUCUAAUAAAA
Molecule: messenger RNA, 2874 nt
Organism: Mytilus trossulus (common blue mussel)
Lineage: Eukaryota; Metazoa; Mollusca; Bivalvia; Mytilida; Mytilidae
Exons: 16
Coding region: 1-1614 (537 amino acids)
Source: RefSeq, a predicted model, not a curated record